Molecule: messenger RNA, 2238 nt
Organism: Symbiodinium pilosum
Lineage: Eukaryota; Dinophyceae; Suessiales; Symbiodiniaceae
Source: the annotation of a GenBank genome assembly
AUGGCUGCAGAUUUGAUGCGGCUGGUCGCGACUUGGCUGAGAUGCCGGAGAAUUCCUGGCGCCAAAGAGGACGGCUAUCACACCAUGCUUUGGCGCGUUCAUCUCGUCCGCCAGCUGAAGCGGGGCAAGAGCAAGAAGCAAGACAAGCCCCUGGCCACUGUGCUGAAGGACUUCUUCGAUGUGAGUCACCUCGGAGACGAGUCGAAUCAGUUCGGCUGGCCAAAUGUCCGCAUUCCAGAUCCUGCGACUGGCAGGCGUUUCCCAGAUCCCUGCUUGUCUGAUGGCAGGAAAGUCUGGCUAGCAUACGAGUGGAACAGAGCGUGGUCAAUAGUAGAUAAGCUGAAGGACACCACGUCCGAGGAUAAUCUGGUACAGGAACUCUUUGCGAAGGACGCGCCCGUGGCCUGCAAGGAGGGGCAUCAGGCUUGGCUCAUGCUCCAUCCCAAGCAUGAGGGACAGGUGACAUUUGUCAAGCUGCCGGGCGAUCCUCCGAAGUGGUGUGACGGGCGCCCGUAUGUAGGUUGCCAGCUGGCACCUUCUGCUGAGCACCGGCACGAGGGCAGAAGAACCAUGGUCGAAUGUAAAGACGAUAUUGAGGUGCGAGGUAGCCUCCUCAUUUGUCAAGUUUCUUUGCAUCGAGCCAGCUCGGACCAUACCUCGCUACAAAUUCCGGAAGUCGACUUUCAGAAGAAAGAUGUGAUUCAACACAUGCUUUCUGAGCAGGCAGGACUUGCUUUGCAGCAUUGGUGUUUGUUGUUCGAUGUCAUGAUGAUGCAGAAGAAGAGCAAAAACACGGAUCGCUGGACCGGUUCAAAUACUUUAGCAGCCCGGAACACUGGCAAGAGCCGCUGUCGUCACCUUCUUCAUGGGUGGCUGCACGUGGAAAAUGUGCUUGCAGCUCCCUUGUUCUAUGACCUGAACGGUGCAAAUAGCAAGACAUACGGGAAGCAUGCGCUGAAGCGGCGAGGAGCACUUUAUAGGGUCCUGGAAGAGGUGCCUGCACAGGAAUGGGACAAGAUCCUGAGCUGCUAUAACAUCAUCCCAGCAUCGAAGAAGUGCACAGACCAGCAAUGGUCCAGCAGGUUUGGGCAAGUCUUCAUGGCAGUUCUGCAAUACGGGGCCACCUGCCACAUCAUCGUGGAUUGGCAAAUUUACCACAACACAAAUGAAAGCAGAUCCAAAUCCUACCACAAAGACAUCUUGAAAGGAUGCUUUAUUGAAGCUCUGCUCUACCACUGCAAUAACAUUGAGGGCUUUGCUGACACAGAUGUGGUAUGCUUGGCUUUCCCUGUGGAGAGCCAACUCUUCCUCAACGAGAUUUUGCCAGACUGUGAAGAGACCGAUGCGUCGAAGUUUGGCGGUAUGUGGUUAUAUAAGCAUGGCUUUGUCUUGAAAGCUGGAACCCGAGCGUACUUCAGGAAGCAAGCACAGGCCUUGAAGAUCAACACCACCCCGCUGAAGCUCCAGGACGUGAAGCUCCUCGACAAAAGUCUUGCCAUUUUGAAGCCCGAGGCGCCUGAGGGCUACCUGGUGCUCAUCUCCUGUGCGACUUCUGAGAAGCAUGCUUCCUCUUACAACGGCCGCGCUGCUGUCCUGCGCAGCUUGCAUCCAGAGGAGUCCUUUUACAUGGCGCGCAUGGUGCACGGCUCUCGACUGAUCCAGAUUCGACCAGAUUGGGUAUCCUACUUCGGCGAGCAUCACUGCCUGCUGGACUGGGCCAGACUUCACAAGUUGCCGGAGGCGGAAGUCUCCCACAGUGUUGUGAACAUGUUGAAAGACAUGGCCUUGGUCCAGGUCGGCUCCAAAUCUCGUAAGCCCAAGGCUGUGGACACAUCGAUCACCUUUACUUUCCAGGAGCUGAGGAAGCAAAUGGCCAAUCUCUUCAUUCAUGCUGUCCGUGCAGGUGAUAAGAAUGAGGCUUCUGAGGAACAACUCCUAGCCUUAGUGGUUCCUGGUGAUGGCAGCAACAUUUUUGCAGUCCGCCCUGAUGACCUAAUGGUGACCAAAUGUGUCCCGGCCGAGAUCCAUCCAUCCAGUACAAAAGAGGCAGAAAGUCGGACGGUAAAGCUUUUCAAAUGCCCGAGCGAGCGCGUGCGGUCAGAGAGGAUUCAGAAGUGGGAACAGAAAGCAGCUGAACGUUUAUCUGGGGCGAGUACGCUGUCAACAAUAAUUGAGUGCAGAACGGAGUGCAGUGAAGAUGGCAUUACAAAUUUGGACGACCCUGAGGUGCAUUCAUGA